UAUCUGUUUGUGACAGUUCGGUCGACGUUUUACGAGUGUUGUCGGUAUCGCCAUUUGACGUAUAGCGAUAUUGUGAUUCGUGAGUUUUUAGUUUUUUACCCACUUUGCGAUUAUUUAUGUGAAAUUUGCUAGAAGGAAACGUUUUAAAAUGCAAAAAUGACAAGACGAUGGCCGUUGCGAUAUUCACAUCACGAUCCAAUUCGCAAGACUUCGAAGAGCGACGUGUACUUCUCACCGAGUCGGUGAAAAUCGGUCGUUCUGUUGCGAAGUUAAAGUCCGCGUCAAACAAUCUUAUAUUUGACUGCAAAGUUUUAUCUCGAAAUCAUGCUAUCGUCUGGUACGAAGGAGGCAAGUUCUUUUUGCAAGACACUAAAAGUAGCAAUGGUACGUUUAUAAACAAUGUUCGUCUCAGCAAGGGUGCAGAAGAAAGUGAUGCCAAAGAAAUAUUCUCUGGUGAUAUUGUCCAAUUUGGUGUUGAGGUUGUUGAGAACUCCAAGAAAGGAGCAGUGACACACGGAUGCAUCAUUGCAACGCUGACAUUGUUCACUCCAGAUGGUAAUGAAGCAAUGCGAGUUUCCACAUCUCAAGUUGGUACUACUAAUUCACAGUCCUACAAUCUAUGGCAGCUGGCGCAGUACAUUCAGGAAACAUCGCAUCGCCAAGAAGUGUUGUCAAAUAAAUUUAUGUCUUUGCAACAAAUCUUCAAUGAUGCACAAUCAUCCGUCAGUGAAACGUUUGAGAGUAUAAUUCAAGAAGAUAAACUUUUGACGAGGCUAGAGACACUUGAAAACCAUUUGGAUAUUGUCACAAAGAAUUGCACCGAAGACGAAUUGAAACAAGAAAUCACAAGACUCCACGAAGAUAAAAACAAAUAUGAAAUGGCUGCAAAGGAAGGACUUCGUCGAGUUACGGAGGAUAAGCUCAAAGCGAUCGAGAGAAUAACGAUUCUUGAAAAGUCUUACAACAAUGCAGAGGACGAGUGCAGCCAUUAUCAAACUCUUUACGCGAAAGCUCAAAAACAACUGGAAGAUUUAUCAACGCAGUAUGGUCAGAGAUUGGACGAAAUGAAUGAUCUGAGAAACCAGCUGACACAGAUGAGCGGCGAGAAAGCUGAUGCGAAGGAGGCUGUAGCGAAAGCUUCAAAAAAAGAACUCGAAUAUAUAUCUCGACUCGAAUCCAUGCAAGCCGAGUGCGAUUUCAGAAAGGAGCAGUUACUAGCAAUGCGUGCGCAAAUGGAUAAACGAAAAGAUUCGGCCAAAGGGAGUUCGGAGAGCGAUCGCAAAUCUCUGAAUGGUGACUCCGAAGAGUUAUGUUCGGUUGAAGAGACGAUUCAGACUUUAAAAGAUAAACUUCACGGAUUGAGAGAGGAGUCAAAAUCCAAGGAGGAUCGUGUCAACGAGAUCAAUGGCAAGGUUAAUAAUUACGAGCAAAAUGAUGAGGAUAAUGACGGGGAGCUUGCAAUUUUGAAAAAUGAGUUGGUUGAAUAUGAAAAAGAGUUGGAACAUUUGCGAGUCGAAAUCGACCAAACUGAAGAGCAGCUUAUGUGUUGUCAUCUCCGAGCAGUUGACGAUCUCGAUAAGGAAGACGACGCUUCAAAUAGUCUGAUUGUAAAUGAAGAUGACAUUCAGGAGAAUAUCUCCAAUCACGUUCAAGGCUUGAAUGAAGGCACGAACUACGAUCUUGAUAUGCUAGAUGACUUAGAAGCUGAACUUCAAAAUGUGAAGAACCAACUGUGUAGCUUUAAUGGCCAGAACGACGGAACUGAUUAUUCCUCUUUCCUCGAGAACAAUGUCGAAACUCGACAGAUCGAGGUGAUCGUACUGAAGUGCAUGAGACACAUUCAGUUCAUCAAAAAUGAGAUGUCCAAUUAUAAAGAGCUUGUUUCCAGUAAGAAUUACACUAUCUCAGCUUUAUCUGAUAGUGACUCUGGUACUGAAGAGAAAACCAUCCAAGAACUUCGUGAGCAACUCCAAACGGCCGAGAGCAAAGCGACUGAAGUGAGACAAGAAAUUCUGACUCUGAGAGAUAAACUUGUGGAAGAGCAAGAUACCGCCCGAGAACGAGAAGAGACGAUUGCCAACUUGCAUAGACAGAUUGGCGGGCUUUCACGAAGUCGCCUCCUGUCUGAAGUGGAAAAGACCGCUGAACAUCGUGCCGCGGAGUCGGCGAAGAGUACGGCUAAACACAUGCAGCAACAAGCAGCAAUCAGUGCAGAGAAGGCGUCGAAAAACAUAGUUCAAUUAAAGACACUGCAAGAGGAGAACAAGUUCCUUCUACAAAAAGUCCAAACACUCGAGAGCGAAUUGAAGUGGUCGAAGAAAGAAAAGAAACGAUUAGCGUCCGAACGCGAGAGGCUCGAUGUAGUUCAAUCAAAUCACGCUAACAAUUCAACGAGUUCAUCUCUUAACGAGGUACCUGAAGAUUAUGGGUCUGGUGACAAUGAAGAUCUUCAUCGAACUAACGAAAGUGCAAAAGGAGUCGAUAAUAUAGAUGAGCAAAGUUCUUAUACGAAAUACUUCUUAACUGCCAUGUUUUAUCUUAUCCUGGCAUUAAUUGUCUCUUUGACGUUUCGAGUAAUGGGAAAUAGAAAAAACAAUAAUCAAAACUCAACAACGUAACGUUGCAAUUUGGCAUCACGUGUCUCCUUGACUUUUCAAAUGAUGGGAAAUGGGGAAAAAAUGAGCAAAACUCAACAAGGUAACGUUGCAUUCUGGUGCAGAGCCCUGUAUUUGUAAGAGUUGGGACACGUGUUGUUCUCUGCAUUUUGGAUUAUGAUCAUGGUGAUUGGGUAGAUAUGGUCACGUGGGCAUCUAGCCGCCAUUUUUGCCCCAAAGUGCAGAUUAUGACCAUUUUUUACAUAGGAAAUAAAUUAUAGAAAAAUGUUUUCAAUGAUUUUAUGUUGCAUUAUAAUAGUGCCAAUGAAAGCGAUGAAGAAUAGAAACAUACGCGCUCCCUUGUGGCAAAAACAACAUUAAAGGCGUAUAAAUUACAUCUACUGCAUGAAAUAAAUGCUUUUCUAUUAUUAUGACAUCUAUAAACAACUGAGUUUCAAACAACUGGGAUCGCUGUCCAUUCAUGAAUUAGAAAACACAACAGAAAAUUUGUCUUUCCCGCCAUUUAAUGCUCUAUAUUUGCUGUCUUUGGAACAAAAAUGGCGGAAACUUAGCAAUUUUACUUCCGGGGUCCCAACUCUCCUAAUACAGGGCUCUGUUUUGGCGUCGCUUGUCUCCUUGACUUUUCUAAUGAUGGGAAAUAGAAAAAAUAAUGAGCAAAACUCAAGAACCCAGCAUUGCUUACAAAGUCUAUUGUCCAUCUUAUAAAGUCGAGAAUCGCAACGGUCUACUUACAUCAAUAAAACGCUGACUGUAUAUAUUCAAUUGGAGUUGGUGGCUCGUUUGGAUAUACAUUUGGGUCGUCACGUUAUUUUGAUAAGUUUAACAUUCAAGUGCAAACACGAUUUGUACCGUUUAUUUAAUUUUAAGGAUAUGUACUAAAGCUUGCAUAUUAUAUUUUUCAAAUUGUAUAUUUACUAUAGUAAUUUUUUCAUUAAAAUGAUCCGCUAUUUGACCAUUCGGUAA
Messenger RNA from Xenia sp. Carnegie-2017, 3578 nucleotides. Its product is annotated as sarcolemmal membrane-associated protein-like. The transcript is spliced from 31 exons. The coding region runs from base 168 to 2618 and encodes 816 amino acids. The record is from RefSeq and is a predicted model, not a curated record. Gene Ontology annotation, molecular function: protein binding. NCBI's taxonomy places the organism in Eukaryota, Metazoa, Cnidaria, Anthozoa, Malacalcyonacea, Xeniidae.